Phyllotreta striolata is the source of this 126-nucleotide messenger RNA. Lineage: Eukaryota; Metazoa; Arthropoda; Insecta; Coleoptera; Chrysomelidae. The record is from the annotation of a GenBank genome assembly.
AUGGAUUAUAUUUACAGGAGGGGGUUCUACGAUCUCAUCGAACUGAUCGCCAUCGGCGAAGACGAGAGAGGACGGAAUCCAUCGCAGUCUUUAAAACGCAGCGUAAAAAUUAAACAAACCUUUUAA